AUGUCGGAUCGUUCCGGCGUUACCUCCACCGCAUCCCAAAUUCCGGCUCAUCGUAGAGCCUCCAGAAUCCUCAUUUCCUCCUCGUCUUCGUCCUCAUCGUCAUCUUCAUCCUCUCCUCCUCCUCUCUCUUCUUCCUCUUCUUCUAAUCUCAACUUUCACAUUCCUGACCUGCUCGAGCCCAUUGAUAUCAUGAGCUCUCCAUCUACCCAUUCUCCUUCCACCCGUAUUCUGGAGGAGGUGGCCCAACUCGAUGCCCUUAUUGAGCGGCAGGCUACUUCCAUUCCUUCUCCCAAGUCCCCACAUGACUCCCCUGGUGGAGCCCAAGGAGGGGCAGGCGAGGAUAGGGAUUCCUCCGAGGGGACCCCUGCUCCUGAGUAG
Coffea eugenioides is the source of this 378-nucleotide messenger RNA. Its product is annotated as putative protein TPRXL. The record is from RefSeq and is a predicted model, not a curated record. NCBI's taxonomy places the organism in Eukaryota, Viridiplantae, Streptophyta, Magnoliopsida, Gentianales, Rubiaceae. The transcript has a single exon. Bases 1 to 378 code for a protein of 125 amino acids.